UCUCUGUCUCUGGUCUAGAAGUGCUCCUCCAGCAGCAUCAGCACCACAGCGCUCCUGGAUGCUGCGCUGGAGUAUGCACGCAUGCGCACCACAGUGGAAUUACUGCACAGCGCUCUCUUAAGUUGGAUCUUCUCUGUCUUCACGGAAACCAGAAAACAUAUAAAAGUAUGGCGAUCUUUAGAAUUAGACAAAAGAGCUUCGUGCGCGUCUGGACGUUUCCCGUGAUCGUGGCCGUGGUGUGCGCGCAAAGUGUCAAUGAUCCAAGCAAUAUGUCUCUCGUAAAAGAAACUGUUGAUAGACUAUUGAAAGGAUAUGACAUUCGCUUGAGGCCAGAUUUCGGAGGUCCUCCGGUGGGAGUGGGGAUGAAUAUAGACAUAGCCAGCAUAGACAUGGUCUCAGAAGUGAAUAUGGACUACACACUGACUAUGUAUUUCCAACAAGCCUGGCGAGACAAGCGUCUGUCCUAUUCUGAGAUUCCUCUUAACCUGACGCUGGAUAACCGGGUAGCUGAUCAGCUGUGGGUGCCGGACACAUACUUCCUAAAUGACAAGAAGUCUUUUGUACAUGGUGUAACAGUGAAGAACAGAAUGAUCCGUCUCCAUCCAGAUGGCACUGUGCUUUAUGGGCUCAGGAUUACGACCACAGCUGCCUGCAUGAUGGACUUGCGCAGAUACCCGCUUGAUGAGCAGAACUGCACGCUGGAAAUUGAGAGCUACGGCUACACCACAGAUGAUAUUGAGUUUUACUGGCGAGGAGGAGACCAUGCAGUAACGGGGGUUGAAAGGAUAGAGCUUCCUCAGUUCUCCAUAGUGGACUACAAACUCAUCUCAAAAAACGUGGUGUUUUCUACAGGUUCAUAUCCUCGCCUCUCCCUGAGCUUCAAGCUUAAGAGAAACAUUGGCUACUUCAUUCUGCAGACCUACAUGCCUUCCAUCCUAAUCACCAUCCUGUCCUGGGUAUCCUUCUGGAUCAACUAUGAUGCCUCGGCUGCCAGGGUUGCUUUAGGUAUCACCACUGUGCUGACCAUGACCACCAUCAACACACAUUUGCGGGAGACGCUUCCAAAGAUCCCGUAUGUCAAAGCCAUUGACAUGUACCUGAUGGGCUGCUUCGUCUUCGUCUUCCUGGCUCUGCUGGAGUACGCGCUGGUCAACUACAUCUUCUUUGGCAGAGGACCGCAGCGGCAGAAGAAAGCUGCAGAGAAAGCCUCCACAGCCAACAACGAAAAGAUGAGAAUGGAUCCCAACAAAUGGUUGGUGGGAAAUGUAGUUCAGAGAGACGAUGCUCUGUAUGCCAGAAUGAAACAGAGGGAUAUUGACGCGCAUGACUCCAUGUGGGAACCGAUCUUUGUGGAUGAUGCAGCAUUAGGACUAGGCGAUUCAAAAAAUAAGAUGGACCCUCAUGAAAACAUCCUUCUCAGUCCUCUGGAGAUCAAGAAUGAAAUGGGCACAUCGGAGUUGAGCCUAGGUCUGGGUGACCCCCGUGCAACCAUGCUGGCCUUCGACAGCACCUCGCUGCAGUAUCGCAAAGCCGGCCUGGCCAGACACAACUUUGGACACAAUGCGCUGGAACGCCAUGUGGCUCAGAAGAAGAGCCGGCUACGGCGGCGCACUUCACAGCUUAAAAUCACCAUCCCUGACUUAACUGACGUCAAUUCAAUCGACAAGUGGUCGAGAAUGAUCUUCCCCACCGUAUUCUCCUUCUUCAACGUCGUCUAUUGGCUUUAUUAUAUCAACUAACUGGAUUCCAGUCCGUCUGAGAAGCGCCACUUAUUUUUAUGUCCGUAUAUUCUUCUGUCUGAUUUUGCAAUACAAGCAGGACUUAUGUUGACAAAUUCAAAUCAGGACUAAUUCUCUUUGACCUUGGGUUCACUUUAAUUGCUGGCUGACACUGAUACUCUAAAGAGGUUAAGUACAAAUGGUGCCUGCUCCAAAAAUCAAUCAUUUUCAGUGCGCUUGCGUUUGGUUUGAUAGAUUUUUUAAAAUCGAUAGAUCUGUUUUGUUGCCAAAUUAUCAAAACAGUUACUGCUGCAAAUUAGUUAUCUUUAUACCAACAAAAAAAGACAAAACAUGGACGUCCACAGUUCUUUGCCCUUUUAGCCAUUUCUAAGAGAGCAGCACUGGAUAAUUUAAUAUUUAUAUACAUUCAUUUGUAAUCUUUCUUGUUUUCACGGUCUAUUGAGUGAAGAGACUCUUAUGAAUAGUUUUAACAUAAGGCUGUAUUUUCUACUUCUCUACUCACAGAUGGUUUAUUUAUUCAAGAGAAUUUAUUACACACUUUUACGUAACCUCGUUUAUUUUGAUAAAACUUUUCACUCAAAUACUGUACUCUAAAUUUUAUCCUCACACCUUUGCCGGCUUUAUAUUUCCACGAUGCUUGUAUUAUGUUUAAUUUCUUGCUUUGGAAAUUGAAGGCAUUACUAUUAAUGACGCAAUCCCAAAUUUGAUAGCACUCAUAGAUUUAAUUUGUUAUUCAGCUAAUCUCUCCGUUAGCAUUCCCACUCAUUCUCAUGAGCACUCGGUUCACUUGAGCUGUAAAUGUCACGUGACUGAUAAAGCGCAAUGCUUAUUGGCUGAUAGCAGGAGCAGUGGCAGAGGAACAUGCACAAGCUUACGAUGCUUUUGGGAAACGCAGCCCAGCAUGGGUUAACCGGAUGCUGACCAGCUAAACUUUGACAUAAUGGGCCAGUUUUACUAACAGCUUGCGCCAGCACAAACCGUGUUUUGGCGUUAAAAUAAUACUGUCAGGUUUUACUAAAUAUGCGCAGUGAAGAAUUAGCUCUGAAAACGCCUGACCUUAUUGAAUAUGCAUUUGUAGGAGUAAAAAUUUAUGGGAAGAGAAUAUUCAAAGGAAUUAAGCAAUGUGUUUUACUGACAUUUUCGCUCCUCAAAUUAAUGGCAUUUGCGUCAUUAUUUAACGGCCCCAAAAAAGCAUGUCUUAAACUAUUUUGCACUUGAAAUGGCAAUUGAAUUGUUGUUGCUGAGAAGGAGGCACUGAAGAAAACAGAGAUGAUUUUUUUUGUUUUUUUUCACAUUUAUUAAUUUAUUAAGAAUGCCAGAAGAACACAUUAUCCGAGCAUAUCAUUUGCCAAGCCAUGUUAUUUUUAAUUUGCUUCAGGACAUAAAAGACGACUUCGAACCUUCAACUAGGAGUCACGCAAUUCCAGGUCUAUCAAAACUUCUCACAACCCUUCAUUUUUUGGCCUACGGUUCUUUUCAGCAUACUUUAUUUCUUUAUUCUUCAUUUGCGACUAUGCUAAUUUGUGCUGCGCUUUGUAUAUUGCGUUGGUCGAUAUGUAAAUGAGAUGAUGCAUCCGUGUUCUUUAAUUUGCAUGUUGUUAGUAAAUUCCACGCCCAUCUGUGCUGCUUUGAAAUUGCAUUUUUCGCGCUAAUUUGCCUGGUUAGUAAAACUGGCCCAUCGUGUGUAGCCUCAACCUGUCCUCACUCCGAAGUCACCGAAUACUGAUAAUUAUCAUCUAUAUCAUCAAUAUUUUGAGACACUUGUUAUUUUUUUCAUUAUGACAUCAAUGUUAUUUUUUUUAUUUUUUUUUUUCUGUUUACCCCAUAUUAUCAUUAUGUUACAGGUAGUAACUACAAGGGUUAAGGUUAGGAUUAGGGGUCAGUUCAGGGUUAGUACCUAGUUAUUACCAGUUAUUAUAAUAAGUAUUUGGUAAGCACAUGCGGAGCAGGACUGUAAAAUAAAGUGCUACCCAGAUUAUUUAUAUUUUGGGCACCUAACUCAACCCUUGUUCCAAAACAUAAUCAUUUCUCAAUAUAACACAAUAUAAACACAGUAUAUGACUACAGUAUAGUCAUAAUAAUUUGGUACAAAAAUUAUACAUAUUCUAAGUCUUCCUAGGCCAAAUGAUUGCUUUGUGUGAGGAACAGAUCCAAAGCUGAUCACCAUUCGCCAUAAUGUUUUUUUUUUUUUUUUUGGUCAUCUGUAACUGUACUUUUAUCUGACCGUUACAUGUUUUAUAAUGUGGUUAGGUUUAGGGUAGGGGUGGGGUUACAUGCUCAAAAAUAUCUAUUAAGUAUAAAUAUAUUUCUACUUUAACAGAUGUAUGCAAAGAUUUCAAUGCAUAAUCCAUUUCGGGUCCCACUUAUAUUAGGUAUCUUUGAAUAAUAUGCACUUCCCUCCAAAAAAGGUUCGUUGUUGGGUAUUGUGAACUUAUUGUGUUAAUGUUGUAUGAAAAAGAAAAAAAAAAGAAAAAAAAAAAAACAUGUUUGCUGCUAUUAAGGUGGGAUACGGUUAAGGUUAGAGACAGGUUUUUAUAUAUAUACACACAUACAUAUAAUAAGUACAUUGUGUAGAAUCUUUUAUUUUUUUUAUUUUUUGAAGGUUUGGUGUGAGAACGGGUUGGUAUUCAGGCUACUAACUUUGAGAAAAAAGUCUGGUCCACCAAGUUUAUUCUCCCGCAUCAUUGCAUGUUUACACCAAAAGAGACGAAUGACAUGUAAAGUGACUGACUACAGUUUGCUCGUGUACUGUGUAACGUUUAGCAGGUAAAUCUGACUUCGACCGCACAGACAUCUCUGUUAACAGUUUUACAGAAACAUCGACGAAGAUUGCGAUCAGCAUUGUGAUCAGAACUUAUAACAAUCCAAAACUAAUAACACAUUAUCUGACAAAGAUCAACGCAGACAAUAUAGUUGCACUGGUUUAGCUGCUGCUAACUGCCUCAAACAAAAUGUUUAACUAUCGUCCAGAUUCAGUGCUAUGAACCUCUCAGUCUUUAGUAAAUCUGGCAAAUCUCCUUAACUUGUAUAAUCUAAUAUCUUGUAAACACUACUUCAAACGGUCUGCAUGAUGUCUGAGCCUAAUUCAGCUUCUUUCUUUCUUUCUUUCUUUCUUUCUUCAUUGGCUUUCAUUGGCUUCUUCAAUGAAAAAGAGUUCACAAAGACGAAGUCACUAUUUGUGUUAUGUACUGUAAAUAUCUCUUGUAUAGGAUUGUUAAAAUGCUCUUUGUAUUCAGAAGAAGAGAGUAGCUCUGUGUUUACAUAUGAAAUUAACUGAAAACAGUGAAUUAUUGAAAUGGUGGAGGGGCUCGUGGUGCAGAACCAAUAUUGUAAUUUUAUCAUGAAACAUGAUGAAAUCCAUCUAAAAGGGCCAAUCAGAGCUCAGCGUCCUCCACCGGUGAGAAGGGCACAUGAAUAUAGUUCAGCUUUACAAUGCUUGAAAAAAUAUAAAAGCACAAUACUGACCAGAUUUAACAAGAAGGCAUAUACACAUCUUUAUUUAUACAUUUACUUUUCAUUAGUUUUUUUAUUAUUAUUAUUAUUUAUGGUAUAGUGCAUCUCUCAUAAUCAUUUAUAAAUAUAUGUAAUCCUGAUGGACCUGCAUGUAAGACAUUUUCCAUAAAGGUCUGCAGUUUUAAUUUUAUCAACAGUCACAAAGAUACAAACAAUGCGUAUCAUGCUCAACAAGAUUUCUUAGAAGUUUGGCAUUUUAUAUCUCAGUAUAUCAAUAAUCGAUGAUUUCUGUAUUUUUUUAUUAUUAUUAUUUAUCUUAUUUUUUAUUUUAUUUUUUUUAUAAAAAGACAGCAAGGUUUAAAUAAAAAUAAGUUAAAAGUUCAAGGAAGUAAAACUUAACAUUGAUUUACUAUGAUUUAAUUUAUCAUCUUAUAUCUCAAACCCUUUGAUUAUCAGUAAUAAUUAAUUAUUGAGUGAUCUGAUGAAACAUUAUUCAUAACCAGGGAACUGUGGACUUGAAAGCAUGCCAGAAAUCAAGAAACAUAUUUAUAUUACUCAUGUUUAAUCAUGCAUCCCUCACAUCUGUACUGCAUGCAAUACUGGUACCAUGCAAUUCAUAUUUCUAAAUCGAUUCAAGAAAAGUUCAGAAGGAACUUGACAUAAAUUAGUGGUAUUUAACUAUAUGAAGAUAUAAAACAUAAUAUGAUAAUAAGCGCAGCUUCUGGACUCAAGGAUCAGAAAUGUGUGAAUGCAUUUAAUUACCAGCCUGUGGACAAUUCAGUAGGUUAUUAAUAGUGAUUGUAUAUUCAUAAUGAUGGUGAUUAUGUAACAAUUAAGUGUAACAUUGUGAUAUUUUCUGCUGUUCAUUUAUUGUCACAAUUAUUUGCACAAGAGCAAUGCUUAAAACAUCAAAACAAUUCAUAUUAUUCACAUACUGUAUAUUCAUACAUGCAGAAAUUAUUUUCUUUGUCGAUUCUUUACAAGUUGUUGCAACUUUAUCUGAGCUGUAGAAGAUGUCUCGGUGGUGUACAUUGUUAAAGGACAUGACGUAAGGAGAAUUUGGGCAUUAGGGCUUAUUUUAAUAUAUUUCAAAAACAAUUUCUAGGUGUAAAUAUAAAUUAUGGUACUAAACAUCUGAUUGGAGCCGAGUGUUCAUGUAAAUACUAAAUACUUUGUAACAACGUGUAAUGUAAUAUUUCUAAACUUUCUGGUUUGUACUUUACUGGUUAAUGCAAAGGUUACUAUGAAGCAAUGCUAUGAAUAAUACUUGGUGAUAAAUCAAUAAUGUAAAUAAUUUGAAACUUGCCACUUGCUCUCCUUAGUAAACAAAUAUUAUUUAUUUAUUUAGUCAUUCAUUCUUAAGACUUGCAUAAAGUGUAUUAGAGACAGAAUGUUCUCAUAACAAGUCAAUACCCACUAAGGCAUUUAUUUAUUUGUUUGUUUGUUUAUUUGCAUGUAUUUAUUUAUAUAUUUUUUGUUUGUUUGUUUGUUUAUUGUAUAGUCCCUUCUCUUUCUGAUGUUCUUCAUCUAAAACACUCUGCCAUUCUAAAAAGCUGCAAUGGUAUCAAUAUUUUUUUUUCCCCUUUGUUUUAUUUUGUAAUUAUAUUUUCCAUCUCAGGUCCCAAAAUGACUAGAUGCCACAAUUAGGCCUUGUUAGCUGUUUUAACAGAACAUUCUGUAUGAUUGUGUGUGUAAGAGACAGAGACGCAGAAAUGAUGGAAAUGGUCUAUGAAUGUGUGUGAGCACUAGUUUCUGAGAGCUAGAGAAAAUAUAAACAUUUGGUAACUGCUUUGCUUUUUGUUUGUGCCUCUCAUUCUUUUAUUUUACUUUUUUAUUUAAUUAUAUAUAUAAUAUAUAUAUAUAUAUAUAUAAUAU
Messenger RNA from Cyprinus carpio (common carp), 7067 nucleotides. RefSeq names its product gamma-aminobutyric acid receptor subunit beta-2. Gene Ontology annotation, cellular component: synapse; neuron projection; membrane. NCBI's taxonomy places the organism in Eukaryota, Metazoa, Chordata, Actinopteri, Cypriniformes, Cyprinidae. The record is from RefSeq and is a predicted model, not a curated record. Gene Ontology annotation, molecular function: GABA-A receptor activity; neurotransmitter receptor activity; extracellular ligand-gated monoatomic ion channel activity. Gene Ontology annotation, biological process: nervous system process; regulation of membrane potential; chemical synaptic transmission.